CAAAUCCUCAGAAGCAGCAGAACACAGGAGCUUCGAGCUUCGAGGACAACAGACACAGGAAACCGGAAGAAAGCAGCUCACCGGAGUAAACAUGCCUUCCAAGCUCGCGCUGGCCCUCUUGGCAGCCUGCCUUCUCUCUGCAGCUCUGUGCCAGGGUGCAGUUGUGGCAAAAGUUGGUACAGAGCUUCGAUGCCAGUGUAUCAAGAUUCACUCCACUCCUUUCCACCCCAGAUUUAUCAAAGAAUUAAGAGUGAUUGAGAGUGGACCACGCUGUGCCAAUACAGAAAUCAUUGUGAAGCUCGUUGAUGGAAGAGAGCUCUGCCUGGACCCCCAGAAACAGUGGGUGCAGGUUGUUGUGGAAAAAUUCUUGAAGAGGGCUGAGAACCAAGAUUCUUGAAAAAAACAUGCAUUGUCCGUGACAUCCAAGAACCCCUCAGUGAAGACGCCUGUGAAAUUCAAACAAAUCUACUUCAGCUCUUUGUAUAUGGUGUGGGUCUGCUGUGAGGUUGCCAGAUAAAACACUGGAUGCCCAGUUGAACUUGAAUUUCAGAAAACAACAAAUAGUUUUUUGCACUGUACCAUGCAAUAUCUAGGACAUACAUAUAUUAAAAGUUAUUUAUUUGAAUAUGGCAAGCGAUAAAUCAUUUUGUAAAUAUCCGAACAUUUUAGAUAUUGCAUGGGACAUUCUAUCAAGAACAAAAUUGAAAUUGAGAUCAAAUUCUAGGAGAGUAACUGGCUUUCUGCCUCAGGAAUUGGUUGGUAGAAAUGUGAUACUGCAAGCAUUAGAUGAUAAGACAGUGAUGUUUUCUGUAAAUUUAAAUUUAGCUGGAAAAUCCUGAUGAUUAUUAUGAAUUGAAUCUGCAUCCUAGUUCUGCUGGCCAGGACCACGAUUCCCUGCUCACCUGCACCUUGGAGGCCGCUUUAUUCCUCCCUCGCGGAAGGAAAAUCGGCCACCACCCUUCCUCAGCAGGGUGUCAGGGGACGCAUGGAAGCACUUUACGGUUUUUCAUGAUCACGUAACUUAUCUUCAAGUGUAACUGUUCCUCUAUUUAUUAUUUAUGUAUUUAUUUAUGCAUCAAAUAUUGUGAUAUUUCUGCACGACUUUGGAAAGAUAGAGAAGGAAGAAGCACAGUUGAUAUGGGAGUGUGAUGUCAGAGUUA
Messenger RNA from Fukomys damarensis (Damara mole-rat), 1160 nucleotides. RefSeq names its product C-X-C motif chemokine ligand 8 (gene Cxcl8). Bases 92 to 397 code for a protein of 101 amino acids. Gene Ontology annotation, molecular function: CXCR chemokine receptor binding; chemokine activity. The transcript is spliced from 4 exons. Gene Ontology annotation, cellular component: extracellular region. Lineage: Eukaryota; Metazoa; Chordata; Mammalia; Rodentia; Bathyergidae. The record is from RefSeq and is a predicted model, not a curated record. Gene Ontology annotation, biological process: inflammatory response; chemokine-mediated signaling pathway; antimicrobial humoral immune response mediated by antimicrobial peptide.